This is a messenger RNA of Prosopis cineraria, 3797 nucleotides long. Its product is annotated as probable ATP-dependent DNA helicase CHR12. Gene Ontology annotation, molecular function: DNA binding; ATP binding; histone binding. NCBI's taxonomy places the organism in Eukaryota, Viridiplantae, Streptophyta, Magnoliopsida, Fabales, Fabaceae. The record is from RefSeq and is a predicted model, not a curated record. The transcript has 12 exons. Gene Ontology annotation, biological process: positive regulation of transcription by RNA polymerase II. The coding region runs from base 212 to 3631 and encodes 1139 amino acids. Gene Ontology annotation, cellular component: nucleus.
AAAGCGGCGAAGAGAGGGUUUUGGGCGAAGUAGUGAAACAAUGAAACGAUAAUAGGAGGGGCGUGAGCGGGCGUAUGUUUGUAUUGUCUUUGUAAGAAGAGUGUGUUUUUGUUGGUCACUCUAAACUCAAAAGGCAUAGCAAGCACAGAUUAAUUCCCUCUUUCAAAUAUUCGUUAAAUAAGCGAACCGUUGCUUCGCUCCCGCCACGCUCAUGGCUCAGCUGCAGAGCCAACAGCAGCAGCAGCCACCCAUUGAUCAUGCCCAGAAGACCAAGACUCUCAUUUGUGCUCUCAACCUUGUCUCCCGUAACCUCCCUCUGCCUCCUGAUCUUUUCAACACCGUUUCUUCCAUCUAUCAUGGCGUCGAAGAUGCUUCCAGUAAUGGCCAUGAAUUUGAGGUCCCUGAUGGGAGUGGGGGUGGAGCCGGAUCUGAAGAGAAACAGGUGGAUGCCCCUGCUGACAAGGUUUUGGAUAAUGCAGGAAAUUCUAGAGAAGAUUUGUUGACGGAUCUUGAAGAUGCACUAUUGAAACAAAGACCAAGUUGUGUGUCGGGUUACAAAUUGAAGGAAGAACGGGAAAGCCGUUAUAAAAGUCAGAUCAAGCAUCGGUUAAAUGAACUUGAAGGAUUGCCUUCAAGCAGGGGAGAGGACCUGCAGACAAAGUGCCUGCUUGAGCUGUAUGCACUGAAGCUAGCAGAGUUACAGAAGAAGGUUCGAUCUGAUGUGAGUGCUGAAUACUGGCUCAAUGUUAAAUGUGCAUAUCCUGACAGGCAGUUGUUUGACUGGGGAAUGAUGCGGUUGCGCCGUCCUAUGUAUGGUGUUGGGGAUCCAUUUGCCAUGGAUGCUGAUGAUCAGUUAAGGAAGAAAAGGGAUGCUGAGAGAUUGUCAAAAUUAGAAGAGGAGGAAAAGAAUCAAAUAGAGACCAGAAAAAGAAAAUUUUUUGCAGAAAUACUUAAUGCUGUCCGUGAGUUCCAAUUACAAAUUCAAGCUUCUUUGAAACGAAGAAAACAGAGAAAUGAUGGUGUUCAGGCAUGGCAUGGAAGGCAAAGACAACGUGCAACACGGGCUGAGAAAUUGAGGUUUCAAGCCUUAAAGGCUGAUGAUCAAGAAGCUUAUAUGAGAAUGGUCAAAGAGAGUAAGAAUGAAAGAUUGACUUUGCUUCUUGAGGAAACAAAUAAGUUGCUUGUAAAUUUGGGAGCAGCUGUUCAGCGUCAAAAGGACUCAAAACAAACAGAUGGCAUUGAACCUUUGGAAGACUCAGAAGCUGAACUACCAGAGUCAGAUGGUUCUAAGAAUGGAAUAUCCAAGGAAUCACCUCCUGAGGAAUAUGCUGAUAUGAUAGAUUCUGAUCAUAAUGGUGACACUAGUGAUUUACUUGAAGGUCAACGGCAAUACCACUCUGCCAUACAUUCAAUUCAAGAAAAGGUAACUGAGCAACCUUCCAUCCUUCAAGGUGGAGAGUUAAGACCAUAUCAGUUAGAAGGGCUUCAGUGGAUGCUUUCUUUGUUCAAUAACAAUCUAAAUGGAAUUUUGGCGGACGAAAUGGGGCUGGGGAAGACAAUACAAACAAUUUCUUUGAUAGCAUAUCUUAUGGAGAACAAGGGUGUGACUGGUCCCCACUUGAUUGUGGCUCCAAAAGCUGUUCUGCCAAAUUGGAUAAAUGAAUUCUCGACAUGGGUUCCAAGCAUUACAACUGUUCUUUAUGAUGGACGGUUGGAUGAGCGAAAAGCAAUGAAGGAGGAAUUGUCAGGAGAGGGGAAGUUUAAUGUUCUGAUAACACACUAUGAUCUUAUAAUGAGAGAUAAGGCAUUUCUCAAGAAAAUUCACUGGUUCUACUUGAUUGUGGAUGAAGGGCAUCGGUUGAAGAAUCAUGAGUGUGCUCUAGCAAGAACGCUUGACUCUGGCUAUCACAUCCAACGUAGACUCCUGCUGACUGGCACCCCUAUUCAGAACAGUUUGCAGGAACUGUGGUCCCUUCUUAAUUUUCUCCUUCCAAACAUUUUUAAUUCAGUUCAAAAUUUUGAGGACUGGUUUAAUGCCCCCUUUGCGGACCGAGUUGAUGUCUCUCUAACAGAUGAAGAACAGCUAUUGAUCAUUCGUCGUCUUCAUCAAGUAAUAAGACCCUUCAUAUUGAGAAGGAAGAAAGAUGAGGUGGAAAAAUAUCUUCCGGGGAAAUCUCAGGUCAUACUCAAAUGUGACAUGUCAUCAUGGCAGAAAGUAUAUUAUCAACAAGUUACUGACUUGGGCAGAGUUGGCUUGGACAAUGGCACUGGGAAAUCCAAGAGUCUACAGAAUUUAACAAUGCAACUCAGAAAGUGUUGUAAUCAUCCCUACCUCUUUGUGGGAGAACAUAAUAUGUGGAACAAGGAUGAGAUAGUCCGAGCAUCAGGGAAGUUUGAACUCCUCGAUCGUUUGCUACCAAAACUUCGCAGAACUGGGCACAGGGUCCUUCUGUUCUCACAAAUGACUCGUCUCAUGGAUAUUCUUGAAAUUUAUCUGCGUCUUCAUGAUUUCAAGUUUCUUAGACUCGAUGGCUCAACAAAAACUGAGGAAAGAGGGACUCUACUGCGACAGUUCAAUGCUCCUGACUCUCCAUAUUUUAUGUUUCUUUUGAGCACCCGUGCUGGAGGCCUUGGUCUAAACUUGCAAACAGCAGAUACUGUCAUAAUUUUUGACAGUGAUUGGAACCCUCAAAUGGAUCAACAAGCUGAGGAUCGAGCUCAUCGCAUUGGACAGAAAAAAGAAGUAAGGGUUUUUGUGCUGGUUAGUGUGGGAUCAAUUGAAGAGGUGAUUUUGGAGCGUGCAAAACAAAAGAUGGGCAUUGAUGCUAAAGUCAUCCAGGCGGGGCUUUUUAACACAACUUCAACAGCUCAGGACAGGAGAGAAAUGUUGGAAGAGAUUAUGCGCAGAGGCACAAGCUCACUUGGGACUGAUGUGCCAAGUGAGAGGGAAAUCAACCGCCUUGCAGCUCGAUCAGAUGAAGAAUUUUGGUUGUUUGAGAGAAUGGAUGAAGAGAGAAGGCAGAAGGAGAACUACAGAUCUCGCCUCAUGGAAGAACAUGAAGUGCCAGAUUGGGUGUAUUCUGCAACAGUGAACAAGGAUGACAAGGUGAAAAGUUCUGCUUUUGGUAGUGUUACUGGAAAGCGGAAAAGAAAAGAAGUGGUUUAUGCUGAUACGUUAAGUGAUCUACAAUGGAUGAAAGCUGUGGAGAAUGGGGAAGACGUGUCAAGACUUCCAGUUAAAGGGAGAAGAAGAGACCACCUGCCACCCGACAGCAACACAAUUGCUGGUGAUAACGUGCAAGCAGAAGAAAGUUUUUCUGAACUACAAAAUGAAAGCUUCUCUAUGGCGAAAGAGAGAUCAAGUGAAGACUCAUUCCAUGUCAACCCUGGUCCUGCCCCAAAAAGACUCAGGCAGGAAGUAAUAAAUACACAGAAACAUGAAUACGAGGGCGUCAGAGGAAGUGUUUUGAAUGAGCAUAUGUUUUCCUGGAAUACCUAUAGAAAGAAAAGAUCAAGCAGUCUUGCUCAGAGCUCAUCGUUAUCUGAUUCCAGGGGGCAAAGUUCAAUGGAAGAGCAAAUUGGAGCUGAUGUGCCAUGGCUACCUAUCUUUACCAUAGCAAUGAAGCUGUGAUUCUGCUUUUAGCCCUAGGAAUUUAUCAGUACUUUUAGCUAGAUGACACUCAAUCAACGAAUGAUCGUUUCCACCAAAUUCAUUCUGGUAUUUGUAAUCUGCCUAUCGGCAUCAAUGUAAAAUCAAUCAAUCUCUGUCCAUGAUCUUAUAGGCACAAAUUUUGGAA